AUGGUUGAGUUCGGGUUAGCAAGUCGAGAGAUGCUGCUGGGGCUGUUCCGAUACGUCUAUCUGCCCUUGUCUAGCAAGACCGAGAGAGUAGGAGACAAGAACGAAGGAGUCGUCAACAACCAAGACGCUCAGGAUACCCAGAAGCAUAUUCAGGAGCUGGCAGCGAUGUUCGCUGAUCGUGUGCCUGCGAUGAAAUAUAGCCCGGCUCAGAUCUUGUCAUUUCUGAUUGCGCACAGGCAUUCGCCUCGAGACGCAGUGGAAAAUGUCAUCUCCUGGGUUGAAAAGGGGGGGGAAGGUUUCAUUCCUCUGAGGCGCCACACUUCUACAAUGAACACGAAGAGUGAGGAGGCAGUGGACGUGUUCGUGAGCAUGGAUGAUCUCCAGUCGUGGUCAGCAUUUUAG
Molecule: messenger RNA, 402 nt
Organism: Beauveria bassiana ARSEF 2860
Lineage: Eukaryota; Fungi; Ascomycota; Sordariomycetes; Hypocreales; Cordycipitaceae
Product: mitochondrial chaperone bcs1
Exons: 1
Coding region: 1-402 (133 amino acids)
Source: RefSeq, a predicted model, not a curated record